AUGGCCGGGGCAUCGUCAAAGAUGUCUAAGUUAGCAACAAAAUUCGAACUCGGAUCCUUGGCGUUGACGGAAAAUUAUCUUCAUAUAUCAAAUGCGACCAACGAUCCGAACAUUCCGCUUGACAUCAGCACUUCAAGUCAUUUUCGCUGUAAUUGCGACCUCCAGUUUCCGCGCGUUGACGAAUUGCUUGCCCAGCUCCGACCCGAUUAUGGGAAACAGCUCAGUUUUGUUGACCAACACUUACGGCGCCUUAAAAGCAUCAUCGAAGAGAUUCCUGGAAUUUCCGGCAAGUCAAUAACCGAGGCCGAAAUCUACUUGCGCCAAAGAGCAGGAGUUACGAUCCCUUUUCCUAAGCCAGGGCCUCGAGACGAUGUCAAAUACGUGCUAGAGUACGCUAGACCUACAAAUAUCAACGUCGUUGGGAGUUUUGCCCUGAAGACCGCGGCGAAAGACCUUAAAAAUGCCACAGUUGAUCUAGCGGUCACUAUUCCCAAGGCCAUUAUACAAAAGAAAGACUACCUCGAUUACCGAUACCUCUACAAGCGUGCUUAUUAUAUUGCAUGCAUAGCCACCGGAAUCAAGAUUUCCAACGAAGCCGGUUUUAAUAUCAGCUAUGCUUAUCAAGACGACGAUCGAUUGCGGCCCAUUGUUCUCGUCCAGCUUAUGGAACCAGGCGGCGACCCUAGCCACCCGAAGGUAAUAGUUCGCAUUCUUACAGCGAUCGAAGAUGGUACCUUCCCAAUGAUUCAAACUAUGCCCACCAAGGAUACCCUGCGGCAGAUUAUAUUCAACGAAAGCAAACUCGGCUUAUCGAAUGAAUCAUUAUGGUUCACCUUCUUCUAUAACUCUGCGCUUCGCUCGGAAUCCUGCAUUACGGCAUACUUGAAGGUUCUUCACGGUGCAGCCACCAAAUGCCCGGCUUUCCGAGAUGCCUGUAUUCUGGGGCGAACUUGGCUCUGUCAGCGAGGAUUCGGCACGUCCAUUGUUCAAGGUGGAUUUGGCCACUUUGAAUGGUCCGUCCUUCUAGCACUGCUCUUAGAGACCGGGCGCCCCAAUGGAAAGCCACUGCUUUCAAUGAGCUACAGCUCUUACCAAAUAUUCAAGGCCAUGGUGCAAUUCCUUUCAGAAAGGGAUCUUACAACCCCGGUCGUACUCUUUAAUGCAGAAGUACCACAUAAUAUGUCGUCCGGCACCAAUCCUAUUCUGUUCGAUGGCAAACGUGGUAUGAAUAUAUGUUUCAAGAUGACCAGUUGGUCCUACCAAUUACUUCGCCAUGAAUCCAUUACAACUCUUAGGAUGUUGAAUGAUACUGAUUCUGAUCAUUUCGAUAAUAUUUUUAUACAUCAAGUGGAACUUCCUUUGUGCAGAUUCGACGAGUGCCUUAAGUUGAGCCCUCGUCCAAACAAGUGGAACGCGUUUGAUAAUUUCUCUUACUUUCGCUCCAUCCACGAUGUUCUUACGAAAGCUCUGGGAAAUAGGAUCAAACUCAUAUAUAUCUUUUGCGAUGGUAUCCUUCCGUGGUCUGUUCACUCCAGUGCAGAUGACAACGAUGGUAUUAACCAGUUGAACGUGGGUUUGCUAUUUUGCCCGAAGAACCGAUACCGAAUCGUUGAUCGUGGCCCUGUGGCAGAGAAUAAAGGAGCGUCUAACGAUUUUCGAAAUUUUUGGGGUCCUAAAGCUGAGUUGAGGCGAUUCAAAGACGGCACAAUCGCGGAAAGUAUAGUAUGGUCUGAACAACAAAGCGACGGUUCGAUCAUGCGUCAAAUAAUCACUCACGCUCUUUACCGACAUUUUGACUUGGGAUCUGAUGACAUCUGUUUCAGGGGGUUAAACUUUGAGGAAUCGCCGAAUAUCAGAGAUAUAACACAACCUACCGCAUCGUUUCAACCUGUCCUUGACGCGUUCGAGUCUCUCGAAAGUUACGAAAAUAUCAUUCCUAAUAAGGAUCGGAGAGUUAUUGGAACUUAG
Molecule: messenger RNA, 1968 nt
Organism: Uncinocarpus reesii 1704
Lineage: Eukaryota; Fungi; Ascomycota; Eurotiomycetes; Onygenales; Onygenaceae
Exons: 4
Coding region: 1-1968 (655 amino acids)
Biological process (GO): tRNA export from nucleus; rRNA processing
Cellular component (GO): small-subunit processome; UTP-C complex; CURI complex
Source: RefSeq, a predicted model, not a curated record